This is a messenger RNA of Bradysia coprophila, 3544 nucleotides long. RefSeq lists its product as uncharacterized. The record is from RefSeq and is a predicted model, not a curated record. NCBI's taxonomy places the organism in Eukaryota, Metazoa, Arthropoda, Insecta, Diptera, Sciaridae.
AAAAAAACUGUCGUAGUAGACUAGCUACGUUUGCAACGUGAAACUUACAGGUGCCUUCUUGUCUAUUUAGUUCGAUUGUGACUGUACAGUUAGACAUACUACUACAAGAAACAACUCAUAUUAAUUGUACUCAUGUAAACAAGGUAGAUUAUAACUACCGUUAAUUCUAGUGAUCAACGCCGUACUACCUAGUCAAAGGAUAAUUAUUAAACUCAGAAGUAGUGUUUUCAAUUGUAAAAAGAUAUUUAUUGACAUUACGGCAAAAUAGUAAUUAGAUUAAAAUUAAGUAAAAUCAAUCGAAAAUUAUGGCCCAACGCGUGUCAAACGAUCUCACCAUUAACGAUGUGAUCCGAAAUCGUGAUAAUUCGAACGUUUUGUACGGCGAACAUCAGCAAAAGAACGUCAACAGAUUGUUGUCACUGAAAAUCAAAGACGCUAACGGAAAGCUGAACAACAUGUUUGCCGUUAUUGAGGCUAACGAUUCGAAACGAUUCUGUUGCCUAUUGUGUUCAACGAACAAUAUGGACGUUUUGAAACUGAUUAGUCAUGCUGGAAGUAAGAAACACAAGCUAAAACUUGGCACUAUCGACGAGAAAGGUCCAUCGUCAAACCAACUCAAUGGUUCCACUGUAGAAGCGUCAUCCGAGUUACAGGAACGGCUAGACAAAAUUACUGAUCAAGUGAUGAUCGGUAUGGAAUACAUUAUUGAGGUGUCCUUUGGAGACACGUUCGAGCCGAUUUUCCAUUGUGUCUUGUGCGAAGGAAGAUUCGAUCUCCAAGUGAUUAUCCAUCAUUUAACAUCGUACGUGCACCGGCUGAACUAUUUGGAAAAACAUUUCCCGACUGCUUUUAAGAAGAUUUCGGCAAUGGAAAAACGAGAGCAAAAAUAUAAUUUCUUGGAAAAAAUCUGCCAAAAUAUCGAAAACCGUUAUGGACGGCUAUCAAUAAAGACUAUUCAAAGUGACGAAUUUUCCGUCAGUCAGGCAGUAUGCUACGAGAGUGUUUUGAAUAGUAAACACAUCGAUGAGAAAAUGGGACGAACUUUCACCGAGUUCAUGGAUAUAAAUCAAACCAAUGGAUUAUCUCCAGUCUCCGAGUUUGACGAAACAACUUCCAUUUUUGGGCUAGAGUCAAUUUCAACUUCCAGUGAAUUUGAGAUGAGUCCAUUAGGAGCUCAUAAUAAAGUUUUGAUACGGCCGAGUACGUCAAUGCUCCCAAGUCAGAAAUCGGCUUUGUCACCAAUUUCACCAGAAAGAACACAAGAAUUUGAUAAAAGGUUUCGUUCGUGCAAAAGUUCGCCUCAACUUUCUACGCAUCACAGCCCUUUCCAUGUAAAGACUUCAAAUUCGACUUCAUCUAGCAGCUGUCGACGGAAGGAAAGUAAAUACAUCGACAAAAAACACUCUUCACUGAGAAUUGUGGAUAAACCACCGAAUCGAAAAUGUUCGCACGCAGAUGCAGGUCAGAAUCGUGUAAGAUCACAAUCACCACCUGGGCAUCGUGGACAUCGUCAAAAGGAUAGUAAGACCCUUGCACUGCCACGUCAAAGUCGUGAUAGAUCACGAUCACCACCAGAGCAUCGUAAAAAGAAGCCACACUCUAAACUAAGUAAGAAUCGUGAUAGAUCCCGAUCACCACAACGACACCAAGCCCUCAUGCAAAACUAUCGCCAAUCGCUUGAAGAUUAUGAUCAAAUCAGAACCUGUGCCUAUUUUGAGUCGCAGAGAAAGUUCAAUCUUUCAUCUGAACGAUCUGAAUCUGCUUUAUACAGACCGAGUUACGAAAUACCCAGUCGAACCGAUUAUUUAUUGAGCUACAACAGACGCUACAAUCAUCCGAUAGAACCGGUGACUGCUAAAGACUACAGAUUCCCAGCCUCAAUCGAAUGGAAAAUCAACAGCGAAGAACAUGCGAACCGAGCAGACUAUUCAUUGAUCUACAACGGAGGUUGCAACUACGAUCGUCCGCCAGAAACAAUCCCAGCCUCAAUUGAAUGGGGAUUUAGCGAUGGCGAAUAUGCUUUACCUAGGUCGUAUCUGAAAAGAGCAAGUCGAGCAGAUUAUUCAAUGAGCUACAACAGCGCCUUCAACCGUCCAACAGAUAGUAUCCCCACUUCAAUCGACUAUGGAGAAUAUGUGCUAUCCAGGCCACAUCGAAAAGGAACAAACCAAACAGAUUGUUUGUUGAGCUACAACAGAGGCUUCAAACAUCCAACCGAAACCGGAUUAUCUAAAGAUUGCAGACCGACUUCAAGCGAUCCGGCUAUGGACGAAGAAGAACCGAUUACGAUUAUUUCAGUUCUCAGCUUGUUAUCUGCUUUUGAAAAUUAUCUCGGUAGUCUGGGACCGAAAAUGAUUGAAUUGAUGACGGAAGCCAUAGCAAUGGAAACGAUCGGCGUAAACUUUUCCAAUCAGAUGCUCGAUGACCUGAACCACUGUAUUUUAUUUGAAACUACGAGAGAGAAGCUAAAAGGUCUGCUAAGUGCGGGUAUAGUAGACGAGAAUAAAACAGCGGCAGUUAAGAGAACCAUUCGACACAUGGAUGUAUUAAUUGAUGAAGCCAAUGCAAGAAAACGUAUCGGGACCACGUCAUCGCAAAAUUCCAACAACCGAAUCGAUGCGACCGACUGUUCUGCAGCAUCACCGGCACAAAACCAAAGUCGUGAUCGGUAUGCAGUUGCCGAGAAGAUAUUGGUGGCUAUGAAUGAACAGGGCAGAUCAGAUAUUUCGAAAGUAAAGCUUGCACAAUAUGUCGACCAAUACGAAUCAUUGGCAAAUGCUAAAGAAUGCGACGAUGAGCGCAGAGUGAAAUCGGAAAUGGGAAAAUUGGUCGAUAAAUCAUUGGCAAAUGGUAAGGAAUGCGACGCUGAGCGCGGAGUAAAAUCGGAAACGGGAAAAGUGGUCGGUAGGUCGCACCGACAACGUAAUUACGUGGAACCAUCAAAAAAGACUGAGCCAAUAACUGAUGUCAGUAAAAAUUCGUCAAUCAUUGUGGAUUCCACCAUUCCUAACACUCGAAUGAAUAAUAUCUCCUUAAAGACAGAUCCAACUACUGAUGACGCCUUUAAAAAAAAAUCAUCAGCCUUUCAAGCGUUUCCAUCAACCACGCUGAGUGAUUCAAAUCUAACAACGUUGAUGAAAAAUUUUUACAUUUUGUCCGACACGGAGAAGCAAGAAGUGAUUACGAACAUUAGAGAGAUAGAACGUCAUGAACCGGAACGUAUGCAACGAUUGAGAAAUCAAAUGGAAAUUGAUAAAUUCCUCAAUUUUAAAUUCGGAUCAUCAGAGACGGUGGUACUGAAGAAAUUAAAAUCGGAAACGGCGGCUGAAUUUUAGUUUUACAGUCAUUGUUACAUCACUGUACUUAGUGAUAAUUGAACAUUGAAUUGAAUUCAUUUUAUAAUUUCUAUUGAUGGGGAAAUUUUCCAAAUUUUUCAAUUUUACGAGCGCGCCAGACACGCCUUAUUUACCUUUAACUUAAUGGAAUAAUUUGAGCAACAUUGUGACUAAUUUCAAGUUAAAAUAAAACCAACAUGCUACGCAAA